AUCAUUCUCGAAAAUAUUGCAAAUAAAAUAAAUUCGCACGAUGUAAAUGUAGUUCCUGUUAGAGAUUGGGCUCUUGUCAAUUGCCGAUUGGUUCGGACUCUGUUCAUCGAAGAUCGAGUACCCAAUCCUCUGUCUAUUUCAUCGCAGCCAUCUACGGCGGCCGUCUUUGGGAUGCCAUCUUGCCGGCGAUAACCCAUCACCGCCGCGCUCAUAUCUCGACAAGGGAAGGGAUGGGCAACUUCAGCUUCCAUUUUCUGACUGUCUUUCUCCUUCUUCUUCGCCCUCUUUCUGCUACUUCUAAUGUUUCGGAGCUUUUCGAAAUCUGGUGCACAGAGCAUGGGAAAUCGUAUUCCUCCGCCGAAGAAAAGCUUUACCGGCUAAGUGUGUUUGCCGAUAACUACGAAUUUGUUACUCAUCAUAACAGUUUGGGUAAUUCUUCUUAUACCCUUUCUCUCAAUUCUUAUGCUGAUCUUACCCACCAUGAGUUUAAGGUCUCUCGCUUGGGUUUUUCCUCUGCUUCGCGGAACUUGCGGCGAGUUCCGCCGCAAGAACCCUCUCUUCCACGGGAUGUUCCUGAUUCGUUAGAUUGGAGGAAGAAAGGGGCGGUGACUGCUGUUAAGGAUCAAGGAAGCUGUGGUGCUUGUUGGUCUUUCUCAGCUACGGGAGCCAUUGAAGGGAUCAACCAGAUUAUGACUGGGUCUCUUAUUAGUCUCUCUGAACAGGAAUUAAUUGAUUGUGACAGAUCUUACAAUUCUGGCUGUGGAGGAGGAUUGAUGGAUUAUGCAUACCAAUUUGUGAUCCAGAACCAUGGGAUUGACACUGAGAAUGAUUAUCCUUAUCAAGGGCAUGAUGGAUCAUGUCGUAAGGACAAGCUGAAGAGGAAUGCUGUCACCAUUGAUGGCUAUACUGAUAUUCCUCCAAAUAAUGAGGGAAAAUUACUGCAAGCUGUAGCAGCUCAGCCUGUGAGUGUUGGUAUAUGUGGCAGUGAAAGAGCCUUUCAAUUAUACUCUAAGGGAAUUUUCUCGGGUCCGUGUUCUACUUCUUUGGAUCAUGCUGUGUUGAUUGUAGGAUAUGGCUCGGAAAAUGGAGUUGAUUAUUGGAUUGUGAAGAACUCGUGGGGUAAAAGUUGGGGAAUGGAUGGUUAUAUGCUCAUGCAGCGCAACAGCGGCAGUUCGGAAGGUGUUUGUGGAAUCAAUAUGCUUGCUUCAUAUCCAACUAAAACCAGUCCUAACCCUCCUCCCUCCCCUCCUCCUGGUCCAACAAAAUGUAGUAUUCUUACUAGCUGUGCUGCUGGGGAGACCUGUUGUUGUACAAAGAAAUUCCUUGGCCUUUGUUUAUCUUGGAAAUGCUGUGGAUUGAGCUCUGCUGUAUGUUGCAAGGAUGGUCGUCAUUGUUGCCCCUUCGAUUAUCCCAUUUGUGAUACUGACAGGAACCUAUGCCUCAAGCGAACGAUGAAUGGUACAAGAACAGAAGCACUUGAGAAUGGGAGUUCUUCGGGAACAUCUCGUAGUUGGAGCUCUUUCUAAGGUUUGGAUUCUGUGAAAUGGCUUCAUUUAUAGAACGAAUAAAGGCUGCCAUUUCUGUUACCACUGUGUUCUACAAGCUUUUAGCUACAUUUGAAGUCUAAAGGGGUUCAGUCUGAGAGGUUCCUUGAGUUGUUAUCAUCACAUUGUAGUUUAAGAGCAGGUUUCUUUUGUCAUUAGCUUUCUGCUGUGGUCCAAGAACUUCCAUGGAUUAGCUUUGGAGGCUUCUUACCUUGGCCGAGGCCGGAGUUUUAUCGGGUUUUGGCUUAUCAUUUCCUUCAGGUUUCUGGUCAGAUUGCUACCUUUUCAGGUUCUUAAAGUUGUAUUGGAUUAUAUCUUUAAAUAUUAUGGACUGAUUAGGAUCUAUGGGGUUAGUUGUUGCUUGUUACCUCUUUGAGAACUUUGGUUCAUUUAUUUGCGGUCCCAAACGCUCCAAUAUAGUUUGAUGCUCUUUUAUUCUGUAAAUAUUGAAGGAACUUGUGCUUGCUGCUUAAGCACUUUUGUGAA
This is a messenger RNA of Benincasa hispida (wax gourd), 2030 nucleotides long. It is a transcript of the gene XBCP3, whose product is annotated as xylem bark cysteine peptidase 3. Gene Ontology annotation, biological process: proteolysis. The record is from RefSeq and is a predicted model, not a curated record. Gene Ontology annotation, molecular function: cysteine-type peptidase activity. NCBI's taxonomy places the organism in Eukaryota, Viridiplantae, Streptophyta, Magnoliopsida, Cucurbitales, Cucurbitaceae.